Molecule: messenger RNA, 1128 nt
Organism: Alternaria viburni
Lineage: Eukaryota; Fungi; Ascomycota; Dothideomycetes; Pleosporales; Pleosporaceae
Exons: 2
Coding region: 1-1128 (375 amino acids)
Source: RefSeq, a predicted model, not a curated record
AUGGGCGACCUCUAUGCGUCAUGCCCCCUCGAUCGGACGCGCAGAGAGAUCAGACUGCUCACCCUCGAGCCCAACAAUGACGAAGAUAUCACGAGAUGCAGCCUCCAGACCUACAGCCCAGAAAACUGUCCAUCGUAUACUGCUCUGUCUUACACCUGGGGUGCCGAUGUAAUGCACACCAAUAUCGAGAUCAAUGGCGUCAGUGUCCCGAUUCGCGAGAAUCUAUGGGACUUCGUACAUCAGCAACUACUCCAUGGAAAUUACGGACCCUUCUGGAUUGACGCAAUCUGUAUACAGCAGUCGGAGGUCGACGAGCGUAAUCACCAAGUUCGAUUGAUGAGUUCCAUAUAUUCAGAAGCUGGCAGAGUUUUGAUCUGGCUCGGUAAAGAGGGCGAUGAUAGCGACAUUGCCAUGCAGAUCUUGGAGGACGGAGACCUGAUCGACUGGACUAAACAGCUGAAUUUGGAUACCGACGAGAGUGACGAGAGUGACGAGAUUGACGACAGUGACGAGGACCGUAACUGGCCUCGUCCAACCCGGAGAGUACCUAGGUUCAAGAGGUUCUUAACCUCAACAGAGGAUCGCAGCAUUACAGCACUAUGUAACAGAAGAUAUUGGUCCCGAAUGUGGAUCAUACAGGAAGUCAUGCUUGCGGACUACCUGGAGAUACAUUGUGGCUCAAAGAUUGUCUCGUUAUCUAGUCUUGUGCUAUCGCUCGAGGACCUCGCAAGUGCGGUCAGACAUUUGGAACUUAUGGAUCCUUCUUUUUCUCACGAUAAGACUUACAUGUCUCACCUUGACGAAAUCCUCGCCAGUCCUGCUAUGGACAUCGCUAUGAUACGGGGUCAAUCCACACCACGGGUCGCAGAAUAUGGCCAGUCUAUCAAAAUCGACUAUCGCAAGUCAGCAAAAGACGUUCUUAUCGACCUCCUGUACCACGGAGGCAAUCGGAUUAAACACAGAAAAACUAUUUUCAAGCAUCAAAGAUGGGAGGGUGAUGAGCUGUUCAAAUUUGCGCAGCUAUUGAGCAGAGUUUUGGACGUGCCUCUUUCUGAGACUGAGAUACAGUUCCACGUUAGCCAGAGCGAGAGCGUAGCGAUGUUUCGGGACUGGGAAGAAUGGAAUUAA